Messenger RNA from Coccinella septempunctata (seven-spotted ladybird), 1276 nucleotides. RefSeq names its product N(4)-(Beta-N-acetylglucosaminyl)-L-asparaginase-like. The record is from RefSeq and is a predicted model, not a curated record. Bases 148 to 1266 code for a protein of 372 amino acids. Gene Ontology annotation, cellular component: lysosome. The transcript has 7 exons. Gene Ontology annotation, molecular function: N4-(beta-N-acetylglucosaminyl)-L-asparaginase activity. Lineage: Eukaryota; Metazoa; Arthropoda; Insecta; Coleoptera; Coccinellidae. Gene Ontology annotation, biological process: protein deglycosylation.
ACCUACAUGGAUAUAAAGAAAUUGAAUUUUCAUCAAACACUAAAUCUUCCUUUCUUAGUUCUGAAUAGAUUAUUUCAUGUCUCAUUUUGUUGCAAAAUGCAUUCGCAUCAUAUUCUUCCCGUAGUUUAGGAUCUCUCAGUACCUUCCAUGCUUUAUCUAUCUCCAAGAAUUUUUCUGAACUCUGCCCUGUUCCAGAAGUUUUGUCUGGAUGAUGUAUUUUCACUAGUUUCUGCUAUCAUUUACGGGAUGAUCAAAUACUUGUUUUUAAUUUACUUGAUAUCAGUUGUACCAGCCCAAAAUGCAUCCUUAGUUAUCAACACAUGGAAAUUCUCCAACGCAACUAAAAAAGCUUGGAAUGUGCUGCAAGAAGGAGGUUCUGCUAUAGAUGCUUUAACAUCUGGUUGUUCAGUUUGUGAAGUGGAUCAAUGCGAUUUCACUGUAGGGUAUGGUGGUAGUCCUGAUGAAAAUGGGGAAACUACCCUAGACGCCAUGGUAUUUGAUGGAACUAAAAUGGAUAUGGGGGCUGUAGGAGCUUUGAGAAGAAUCAAGAACGCUAUCGGGGUUGCGAGAGAUGUAUUGGAACAUACGGAGCAUUCAAUCUUAGUUGGAGAAUUAGCAACCCAAUUCGCCAAACAAUUAGGCUACCAGGAAGAAUCUCUAACGACGAAGCAUUCCCAAAUUAUGCACAAAGACUGGAAGGCGACAACAUGUCAACCUAAUUUUUGGAAGGAUGUAGUGCCUAAUCCAAAGCAAAGCUGUGGCCCUUAUGAAAGAAUAUCGGAGAAUGAUAUCAAUUAUAAUAGAUGGUCAAUCAUCAACGGGGAAAACCAUGAUACAAUAGGAAUGGUAGUCAUGGAUGUAACUGGUAAUGUAGCGGCAGGUACCUCGUCUAAUGGUGCAAAAUUUAAGAUUCCCGGAAGGGUAGGGGAUGCACCAUUGCCUGGAGCUGGCGCCUACGCAGAUAGUGAAAUUGGUGGUGCAGCUGCAACAGGAGAUGGUGAUAUUAUGAUGAGAUUUCUUCCAAGUUUUCUGGCCGUAGAAGAAAUGAAACGGGGCUCAUCUCCGAGCUUAGCAGCCAAAGUAGCGAUAUCAAGAAUCGUCAAAAAGUUCCCCAAAUUUUUUGGGGCAGUUAUAGCAUUGAAUACCAAAGGUGAACACGGAGCAGCUUGUAACGGCAUGGAUUCAUUUCCCUAUUGUAUUGCUGACGAACGUAAUAAAAAUGUUGAGUUGAGAUAUGUGGCUUGUAACAAUGAUAAUGAAAACUGAGAAUAGUGUA